ACUAGCAGUAUGGAUGAUAAUCAAACCCAUAUUGAAGCUGACACUCCGAAUUCGGAGCCGACUAUUGAGCCGCAAGUGGAGGUAGAUGCUUCCAAUCUCGUGUUGAACCCGUCGUUCCACAUGCAGGGCGUUCCGAUGAAUGGCGACAUGGCUGGUUCAAGCUUAAGUUCAUGCAUAGGAGACAAAUUUAACGAUGGUUCCACAGACACCACAGACAAUUUCGAGGAUGUGGCUGUUCCAGACAACCGCGAGGAUGUGGCUGUUCCAGGCAUACAGAUGCACGAAAACCCACAGCCCAGCUCUUCAAAAAUAUCGAACACAUCCAAUUUUAAAGCUAAUUUGCAGCCAACUCGUCGUCGACGCACCGCACCGGCCUACUUCAAUGAUCCGGAAUCAAUUGGAGCGCGUGUGGCCAAGCGUAGUAGAGGCAGAGCUGCCCCUAUUGAAUUAGCUGCGCCCCUAGACAUAACAAACUUCCUUCAGGGGUUGUCUGCCCGAAUGGUGACCGAGCGCCUGACCCAGCAGGCCUUUCUGCAGUUUACCAAAACCGCUAAUCGCGCAGUGCAAAAAGCCAUAGCUAGCUCCAAAAGAGCCUUGGGGGAGGCCCCUAAGUAGUGGAUGCACAUU
This is a messenger RNA of Drosophila subobscura, 627 nucleotides long. RefSeq lists its product as uncharacterized. The transcript is spliced from 2 exons. NCBI's taxonomy places the organism in Eukaryota, Metazoa, Arthropoda, Insecta, Diptera, Drosophilidae. The record is from RefSeq and is a predicted model, not a curated record. Bases 10 to 615 code for a protein of 201 amino acids.